This is a messenger RNA of Octodon degus (degu), 2087 nucleotides long. RefSeq names its product membrane palmitoylated protein 4 (gene Mpp4). Gene Ontology annotation, cellular component: plasma membrane; adherens junction. The record is from RefSeq and is a predicted model, not a curated record. The transcript has 16 exons. Bases 1 to 1767 code for a protein of 588 amino acids. NCBI's taxonomy places the organism in Eukaryota, Metazoa, Chordata, Mammalia, Rodentia, Octodontidae. Gene Ontology annotation, molecular function: protein binding.
AUGAUACAGUCGGGCCCAGGGGCAGAUCUGCUGGGUGUGGAGGCCAGGAAGCGUUCCACAGCAAACAAUCCGGAGAACGGCCUCUCCAGAAUCCUGAGGCUGCUGCUGCAGGAGCUGAGUCUGUUCUACAGCCGCGAUGUUGGCGGAGUGCGUCUCCUGUAUGACCUGUUGCACUCCCAGUGGCUGCAGGCGCUACUGAAGGUUUAUGGCUGCCUCCAGGAAUUCAGAGAAAAGAAACCGGUUCCUGUCAUGCACUGUGCACAGCAGCUGUCCUGGGAGGUGGUGGAGCUAUUACAUGAAAGCCCUAAUUCCCUUGAGAUCCGAGAGCUGAGACAAAUCCUCCAGGCUCCACAUUACAAGGCCUUGCUCAGUGCGCAUGACACAGUGGCACAGGAAGCCUUCGAGCCCCUCCUCCCACCUCUGCCAGACAGUCUCCCUGAGAAUGAAGAAGCAACCCGGACCGUUUGUUUGGUGAAAAAUCAACAGCCCUUGGGAGCUACCAUCAAGCGCCACGAGAUAACAGGGGACAUUCUGGUAGCCAGGGUCAUCCACGGAGGGCUGGUUGAAAGGAGUGGGUUGCUGUAUGCUGGAGACAAACUGGUGGAGGUUAAUGGGGUUUCUGUUGCGGGGCUGGAGCCUGAGCAAGUGAUCCAUAUUCUGGCCAAGUCUUGUGACACAGUCGUGUUCAAGGUGGUUCCAGCUUGUGACCCUCCUGUGAACAGCCAGAAGACAUUUCACGUCCGCGCCAUGGCCGAGUACCGGCCCCGCGAGGACCCCGCCAUCCCCUGCGCCGACGCCGGGCUGCCUUUCCGGAAGGGCGACGUCCUCCAGGUUGUGGACCAGAGCGACGCCCUCUGGUGGCAAGCUCGGAAAGUCUCAGACCCGCACGCCUGCGCGGGGCUCAUCCCCUCUGUCCAUCUGCUGAAGAGGAAGCAACGGGAAUUCUGGUGGUCUCAGCCAUACCGGCCUCACACCUGCCUCAAACCAUCCAUAUCCGGCUUCCGCCGUAGCCUGCGCCUCUGUCGCAGAAAGUCCCACAGCGGGCAGCUGCGAGCCAGCCUCCGUGGCAUGGGCACUGGUGGCUGCUGCAUGGCUGUGGGGACUCUGUAUGAGGAGGUGGCCAGGUACCAGCGCCAUGCAGAGGACAGGCACCGCCUGGUUGUGCUUGUAGGACCUUCUGGUGUUGGAGUCAAUGAACUGAGAAGACAACUUAUUGAAUUUAAUCCCAGCCGUUUUCAAAGCGCUGUGCCACAUACCACUCGUUCCCCAAAGAGUUAUGAGAUGAAUGGACGUGAGUAUCAUUACGUGUCAAAGGAAACAUUUGAAAGUCUCAUAUAUAGUCACAGAAUGCUGGAGUGCGGGGAGUACAAAGGCCACCUGUACGGCACCAGUGUGGAUGCCGUGCACACAGUUCUUGACGAGGGCAAGAUCUGCGUCCUGGACUUAGAGCCUCAGGAUAUUCAAGUGGCUCGAACCAGUGAACUGAAGCCCUAUGUCAUAUUUAUAAAGCCAUCUAACUUGAGUUGUAUGAAACAGUCCCGGAAAAAUGCCAAGAUUAUUACUGACUACUUUGUGGACAUGAAGUUCCAGGAUGAAGACCUGCAAGAGAUGGAGGAAUCAGCCCAAAAGAUGGAGGCUGAGUUUGGCCAGUUUUUUGACCAUGUGAUUGUGAACGACAAUUUGCAAGAUGCAUGUGCCCAACUAUUGUCUACCAUAGAGAGGGCUCAGGAGGAACCUCAGUGGGUGCCAGUAACGUGGAUUUCCUGAUAUGGAGGCUUAGUCAGGCCUCUUGCUUUAAGCUGGAAGUCUAGCAUUGUUCCUUUGCCAGCAAUAACAGCAGUAGUCGACCCUAAUAAUAAUGUGUGUAACUUGUAAAGUGGUGGUUUAUUCAAUCACCCCUAUGUGAAGAAACUGUAUGGUCAUGUUUAUAGAAGGUAUCUUAUGUACUGCAUGGUUACAUAAGCAAAAAAAAUUCCUGUACAUUAUAUGAAACAGUGGUAGGAACAGGCAUAAUGCCCAAGAACCUUUCAUUGAUUGCAUAUGAUGGUCUUUGUACGAUUCUGAAAAAAAGGCCUCUCCUAAAUAAA